AUGACGGGACUUCCCGCUCCGCCGUCCGCCCGGGGAGAGUAUUUAGGACGCGGAGUCCGUCCGGGAGAGCAGACGACAGGUGCACCGGGCAUCAGCGCGUCCUCAGGCGGGCGGAGAGGGAAGGGGAACGGGGCUUUACUGAACUUAUGGAAAGUGGAGAUGAAACGUACAGGUGGACGAUCAAACGACUGGGACAAUAUGAGCAGAAUGCUGAGGGAUUUCGUAGGAAAGAGAAGACAAUGCUGCUUCAAGGGACAAAACGAGGCCCGUCACGUCUCGUACAAGCGGUUCAGGAGGCGGAUCAUCCGGAGGACCGGCAGCGGGGGUCCAGCUGCGAGUACGCCGCUGGCCACCGGGCGGCAGUGUGGGCCCAGCUUUGAGCUCGACACGGUCCGUCAGAGACUUGAUCUGGAUUCUCCACCGAGACACCGUGAACCAGCACGGAGGGUACCAAUAGGGCCGAGCCACAAACCCUCAUGUGUCCAUUCUUUGUCCUUUUCACCAGCAAACACACCACGCACUUUCAUUGCUAGGGAACGUCCCGCCACAGAAAAUGCCCCAGAACAGGGAUGGGUGUGGAGAGCUGCAGUUCAAGAACAUGGAGGUGCACAAAAGCCUGGUUCUGAUGAGAGAAGUCAUGCUCUGCAGCCGUUUGCUCUCUUGGAAAAAACUUCCAUGAGUCAGCGGGGAAAGUCAGUGAUGAAGUUGGCGGCACCGUCACUGCUGAAUGACUACUACACUAAUCUUCUCGACUGCAGUUGUAACGGUGUGAUUGCAUUAGCACUGGGUUCUUCUGUCUACCUUUGGAAUUCAGAAACCCGCUCUCUGUUGGGAUCUGUGGACCCGAGUCCACAACCGGGACAGGCGCGCCAUCAGACGCCAUCCAUCUCCUGCCUGAGCUGGAGCGGGGACGGCAGUGCUCUCUGCAUCGGGACCCGGCGAGGGGAGAUACAGCUGUGGGAUGUUGAACACAAGCUGAACCUGAGGUUUCUGCCGUCACACCUGUCUGUGGUCAGAGGGCUUUCCUGGAAACAGCAGUUACUCAGCAGCGGUUCCUCGCUCGGACGCAUCCAUCACCUCGACCCUCGGGUUCCUGAGCCUUUGGUGGGCACCGCCAUCCAGGAGGAGGGGGUCUGCAGCCUCCAGUGGUCACCGGGAGGAGACUGGCUGGCCAGCGGCUCCACAGAGGGCCUUCUCCGUAUUUGGAGUGGCGACAUUGCGGGGGUCACACGUUCACGUCAGCCAAUCACCACGAUGAGACAGCCCAGCGCUGUUAAGGCAAUGGGUUGGUGUCCAUGGCAGAGAAAGACCAUCGCCACAGGAGGCGGAUGGAAAGAUGGAGAGCUUAGAGUCUGGGACACGGAAUCGGGCACAUGCGUGACUUCUGCCAAGACAAAUUCUCAGAUCUGUUCUCUGAGCUGGGCCGAGAAGAAGAAAUGUCUGGUCACAAGUCACGGCCUUCCUCAUCACCAAGUCAACUGCUGGUCCUGGGAGUUCCCCUCCCUCAGCCCCGUCUACCAGCUCACAGGUCAUUCUCAUCGAGUCCUGCACUUGGCCGUAAACCCUGACGGUACUCAGAUUUUCUCCGCUGGAGCAGACCAGCAGUUUCACGUCUGUGACGUCAUCGCUGAACCUGGACGAUGAAUGUCGGUGAUGUGUCAAACCUGUGUUCACACAUACAAGGAGCCCACUUUCUUGGUAAUGUCAUUGUGUGAAGAAUGCACAUUUCCUGUUCCCUGCUCUGAGCUCCCCACAAUGAGAAGCUAACAAACCACAGUCAAACUAAUUGUCAUUCUAAAACAGUUAAUUUCAGGGUGAAAUGAUGCAUUGAGCAGUGACUCAGAUUAUACACAAUACAUUCCCUUUACUUCUGUUUUAGCUACCGAUAAGUUUAACUUUUUUGAUGAUUGAAAUAUGCAUAACAGCGCAGUCACAUGAGGAAAGUACAGGAAAUGCUGGUUGUGUGUGAAGAAUAGUAAUAAUGAUAAUAAUUAUUAAAUCACUGAGCACCUAUAAGCAAGAAGCAGAAAGUGCUUUCCCAUGCAGGGAGAAAGCAUUAAAAGACAAUAAAGCCUUUAAAAUCAACAGCAUCAGUCAGUUCCAUAUAAAAUCAUCCAUAAAUGAUGUAAACAAAUAGGUCAAGAAGGCAACAAGCAUAAUCCACCACAAAUGUGUUUUAAGGUUUUAAGGCAUGGCUUUCAAAGCUUAGACAGUGACUUAUACCAACUUGAGUAUUGUUUCAAAGCUUAGAACGGCAUUAGCUCGAUCCUCUCUUUAAAUAGAGGGUGGCAACUCUCAACUUGGCGACGGCUUAGCCGGCAACUAGAAUCUAGCAGUGAUAACAGCACUAACAGCGCAAACUGUGCUGACAGAGCUUACAGGGUUGACCUGAGGGGGAUUGAUGAAGGGUGGGUGCUAUGCUUCUGCAAUGAUCUGCGCCGUUGUCGGCUCUAGGCGCCGAUUGAGCCCAGUGAAGAACAGCGGCCACAUUGCUAGCCGGGAGGGCACCAAAGGCACUCACUGCCGGUCCCGGUUAUGUCAACAAAGCAAGGAGAAGCUUGGAUAACAACACAGAGGGAGAGUGACUUCACUCUCUGCACAGGUAGACAUUACCCCACUAUAUCUUCACAUAGCAAAUAAUUGUUUGUUGAAAUAUGCAUACUCUGAAUCCUCUAUAUUGCACCUUUAACCUAGUUUAAGCAGCCUUUCUGGACAGUAAAUAGUCACAAUUUCACCCUUCAAAGCCUUGUAUAUGAUGAUGCAUUUCAUAAACAAUGAAAAGAAAAGUUAGACUUUUUUUGUUUUUUGCUCAGGGGAAGUUUGAAUGCAACUUCUCAUUCUUGAUGAAGUAGUUUGCUCUUGGAAAUUAAAUAAUUGUAUAUUUGUGUAACUUGUAAAAAUUAUGAUAAUGUUUUGUUCCAUGUAUGUUAUCCUUUCUUUCUUGCCCUUGAAGGUAACCUUGUGUGAUAUGUAACCCAAUUAACGUUGGUAUAUGUGCCACUUUGAACAAUUAAAUUAAU
Messenger RNA from Anoplopoma fimbria (sablefish), 3020 nucleotides. RefSeq names its product cell division cycle protein 20 homolog B-like. The record is from RefSeq and is a predicted model, not a curated record. Gene Ontology annotation, cellular component: anaphase-promoting complex. Gene Ontology annotation, molecular function: protein binding; ubiquitin ligase activator activity; anaphase-promoting complex binding. Lineage: Eukaryota; Metazoa; Chordata; Actinopteri; Perciformes; Anoplopomatidae. Gene Ontology annotation, biological process: anaphase-promoting complex-dependent catabolic process; positive regulation of ubiquitin protein ligase activity; positive regulation of anaphase-promoting complex-dependent catabolic process. The transcript is spliced from 13 exons. Bases 1 to 1644 code for a protein of 547 amino acids.